This is a messenger RNA of Procambarus clarkii (red swamp crayfish), 676 nucleotides long. The record is from RefSeq and is a predicted model, not a curated record. NCBI's taxonomy places the organism in Eukaryota, Metazoa, Arthropoda, Malacostraca, Decapoda, Cambaridae.
CAGAGCUGAGGAGUCUGCUGUGCUGGAACCCCGUUCAGAGCAGCGCGCCAAGCAGAAGUGCCGGGACGUUGCUUGUGAGGACCAGUCCGCCAGCUAACAACCCAACUAGUACUGCUGUGUCCGUGUCUGUGCGUGUGUGUGUGUGGUUCAGUCAAAACACCUGUGUUCACCGCCCGGAAGAAUGAAAGCGGACGUCGGUCGCUGGGUGGUGGUGUUGGUGGUCGGGGCACUGUGGGGAGCCUUCCCAGUGGCGGCCACUGAGGACACUGAGGAGGACCUACCCGAGCCCGAGGGCUGGCGCCAGGGUCCUCCUCGACAACAGCAGCACGGGCCUCGCCCUAGUGUUGGUGGAGGCGCUGGAGGGCAGCUGGAGAGCUCGUCGUAUGAUCUCACCGAUGCUUACAACACUCUCGCUGCUAACCGCGUGGGCGGCCUCUUCACCAGCACGGGCUCGGCCGGGUCCAGCUCCAGCGGUAACAGCAAGAUCGGUUCCGCUACCUACGGAGCAGCUGGAGCAGGCAGCAGCAGCAGCGCCAGUAAUUACUACGGCUACGGCACCGGAGGCUACGGAGGCUACGGCAGCGAGAGUGGGUAUGGGUUGUCAUGUUCCUCAGGGUACGUGAACGCCUCCGCGGUGGCGCUCCUCGCCUUCCUCUUCCUCCUCAACAUUAUCCAG